This is a messenger RNA of Sander lucioperca (pikeperch), 972 nucleotides long. It is a transcript of the gene psmb4, whose product is annotated as proteasome 20S subunit beta 4. Gene Ontology annotation, cellular component: proteasome core complex. The record is from RefSeq and is a predicted model, not a curated record. Lineage: Eukaryota; Metazoa; Chordata; Actinopteri; Perciformes; Percidae. The transcript has 8 exons. Bases 72 to 845 code for a protein of 257 amino acids.
AACACGCUUUUACCGCUGACAAGAAGCUAGUCGCUGUGGAAGCUCGUCACUUCCUGCAGUUUAUUUUCAACAUGGAGUCGACAGGUUUGAAGAUGAGUUUCUGGGAGAACGGACCAAAGCCCGGCCAGUUUUACUCUUUCCCCGGCGGCAGCAGCAGCGGGACAUCAUGCGGACCGGUCAGACACACACUUAACCCCAUGGUAACCGGGACGUCCGUGCUCGGCGUGAAGUUCACUGGCGGCGUCAUCAUCGCGGCGGACAUGUUGGGCUCGUACGGCUCUCUGGCUCGCUUCAGGAACAUCUCCCGCCUCAUGAAGGUCAACGGCAGCACCAUCCUGGGAGCCUCCGGAGACUACGCCGACUACCAGCAUCUCAAGCAGAUCAUCGAGCAGAUGGUCAUCGACGAGGAGCUGCUGGGGGACGGACACAGCUACAGCCCCAAGGCGGUGCACUCGUGGCUGACCCGCGUCAUGUACAACCGUCGCAGCAAGAUGAAUCCCCUCUGGAACACGGUGGUGAUCGGGGGCUUCUACAACGGAGAGAGUUUCCUAGGUUACGUGGACAAGUUGGGCGUGGCCUAUGAGGCGCCCACUGUGGCCACGGGCUUCGGAGCGUACCUGGCUCAGCCCCUGAUGAGGGAGGUGGUGGAGAACAAGGCAGAGAUCACUAAGCAGGAGGCGCGGGAGCUGGUGGAGCGCUGCCUCAAAGUGCUCUACUACAGAGACGCUCGCUCAUACAACAGGCACGAGAUCGCCAUAGUAACAGAAGAGGGCGUGGAGAUCAUUGGUCCUCUGUCUUCUGAAACCAACUGGGACAUCGCUCACAUGGUCAGCGGCUUUGAAUGAAGACGAGCUGCGACCGCUGAAGCCUCGCUGCAUCAGAACAACGGCAACUUAUCUCACCAGUCUAGUCUUCUCCUCAUGGUCAUUCUAACUUUUGUAUAAUGGAAAAUAAAUAUGAUAAAUCAAUGUG